AAUUGUGGAGUCAUGUAGUAGUACACCAUCAAUGUGGCACACCCUAAAUUCUCUCCAUGCCUAAGUUGCAACCAUGGCAUAUUGGCAUAUGCUCCAAAUAUUCCAAACUAAACCCCUUCUUGCACUCCAUAUGACAAAUGCAUGCCUCUCUCACUUCUUCCCUUCCCUCCAUAAAAUCAAACAUGCCCACUACAAUGCAUUUGUGGAUCAUACCUUCUUUUUUUAUGGAAGUUGUAGAUAAUAGCUAGCUAAUUACAUGUAAAUUAGGGAUUUGUUCUUGAUUAAUCAGUUUGGGGAGGAUGAAGUUUGGGAAGAGGCUGAAGAAGCAGGUGGAGGAGAGCCUCCCGGAGUGGAGGGACAAGUUCUUGGCGUACAAGCGCCUCAAGAAGCUCGUCAGGCUCGUCUCCUCCUCCUCCGGCGAUGUCGGCGGCGGCGGCGGCGGCGAGGCCGAAUUCGUGCGGCUGCUCGACGGCGAGGUCGACAGGAUCAACGCCUUCUUCCUCGAGCAGGAGGAGGAGUUCGUCAUACGGCAGAGGGAGCUGCAGGAGACAGUGGAGAAGGUGGCCGGCGGCGGCGGUGGAGGGCGGCGGCCGGCGGCGGCGGAGAUGAGGAGGGUGAGGAAGGAGAUCGUGGACCUGCACGGGGAGAUGGUGCUGCUGCUUAACUACAGCGCCGUCAACUACACAGGGCUGGCCAAGAUCCUGAAGAAAUACGACAAGCGCACCGGCCGCCUCCUCCGGCUGCCGUUCAUCGAGAAGGUGCUCCGGCAGCCGUUCUUCACGACGGAGCUCAUCUCGAGGCUCGUCCGCGACUGCGAGGCCACCAUGGAGGCCAUCUUCACCUCCUCCGUGGCGACGACGGCGAUGGCCGGCGAUCGCCGGACAUGGAAAGGAUGCUCCGGCGACGCCGGGAUGGCUCCGAUGGCAGACCAGCAGGGCAUCUUCCGGAACACCGUCGCCGCGCUGGCGACGAUGAAGGAGCUCCGGAGCGGGAGCUCGACGUACGGGCGGUUCUCGCUGCCGCCGAUGGCGGCGCCGGCCUCGCCGGAGUCCGACGUGCUGCAGUCCAUCCGAUCCGAUCCCCAUCUGAAAGAGAAUGGAAGAAUUCCAAGUUUACAGUUUUUUUAUGCCUAAUUGCCGGUACUAGAUUGUAUGAUUACGAAACGAGUCAUUGAGAGAUUAGCAAUGUGCAAGCUAAAGUUUUCUGUACUUGUAAACUCACAUAUGCCGUGGUAGAGAACAUACAUACACAUAUAUAAGGAAAAUUCUUUAGCUAAGUCCAUCAA
Molecule: messenger RNA, 1285 nt
Organism: Oryza sativa Japonica Group (Japanese rice)
Lineage: Eukaryota; Viridiplantae; Streptophyta; Magnoliopsida; Poales; Poaceae
Source: RefSeq, a predicted model, not a curated record